Molecule: messenger RNA, 414 nt
Organism: Anopheles marshallii
Lineage: Eukaryota; Metazoa; Arthropoda; Insecta; Diptera; Culicidae
Gene: Pdrg1
Product: p53 and DNA damage-regulated protein 1
Exons: 1
Coding region: 1-414 (137 amino acids)
Biological process (GO): protein folding
Cellular component (GO): prefoldin complex
Source: RefSeq, a predicted model, not a curated record
AUGGCAGCCAAUGUUUCUGAUCAGCAGAAGCUGAUGGAAAUCCUUCUGGAAACGGAACGCGUUGCCGAUCGUAUUCUGGCCUACAAGCAAGAGCUGGUGGAGCUAGACAAACGGCGUCAGGAUACGCGUGAAGCGCUUCGUUUGAUUGAGAAACACAUUCCCGAGACGCAGCAGCGAGUGUGGAUAACGAUCGGUCCGAUGUUGAUCAAACAGGACCGUCCAACCGCAGUUGAGAUGUUGCGCAAGGACCAACAGACGACCGAGGCAGAAAUUGAACGGAUACGAAUGGAGCAGAAGUUGAUGGUUGCGAAGCAACGUGAUCUCGAGCACGAUCAGCCUUUGCGUGGGUUCGAUUUGAAACCGCUUAGUAACGCAGAAAUCGCUGGGAUACGAUCGAAUUUACCAGGGUUUUGA